AUGCUGAAGGCCAUCUACAUUUCCCAACUUGGAACUAUCGUCAGACGUGCAGACAAGGUAUGGGACGGGCGCUUUGAAGAUACUUGGGGUGAUUUAGAAGGUCAAGGUAUUGUGGGUUUGGUAGAGAUAGAGCGAGGGCCUCCCACACGUCCCCCACGGAAAGCAUGCAAGGUGUUUUCGGGUGUCGCUCCAAAUGCGCGUGUCAGGUACUCUCCCAUUGCAGCUUACUCUUUGGCACUGGCCGACUCCAUCCCAAAAGGAUUAUGGCCCGAUUUGACAAACGAUUCCUGGGCUGUAAAGGAGGACUCAGACGUCCUUGGGUUAACAUUCAUGCUUUGGCUGAAAACACACUUGGAUGGCGAGGAACUAGAUUGGACAAUCUGUCAGCCAGAGGUGCUACCAACAUCAAGAGCAGAGUUAGAGCUUAUGGCUGGGGAUCCUAAAGCUUUUAUAUUCUCUCUCAAGAAGAAUAUGUAUGUGGACGCUAUCAUAAGGCUCUCCGUUUGCUGGAGCUCCCUGCUGGCUAAAGACGACAUGCAGAGCAGGAUAUUGGUUGUCGAGGCCGGUGCCGUGAGGCCGCUGAUCGCGUUAUUAGACGAUGGUGACGAGCAAACCCAGGAAAUCGCCGUGACAGCUCUCUUGAACCUCUCCAUCAACGACAACAACAAGGCGGAGAUCUCCCGGGCGGGUGCCAUCGAUCCACUGGUGAGGGUGUUGAAAGCGGGAAGCAGCGCAGCAGUGGAGAACGCUGCCGCUACGCUCUUCAACCUUUCCGUGGUGGACAACAACAAGGAAGUGAUCGGUGCUGCGGGUGCGAUAUCUCCUCUGGUGGAACUGCUGGCAAGCGGCAGCCCCGGUGGCAAGAAGGACGCAGCAACGGCGCUCUUCAACCUCUCAACCUCUCACGACAACAAGCCGAGGAUGGUCAGAGCUGGAGCUAUCAGGCCGCUGGUGGAGCUGGCCUCGCAAGCUGCGACGGGCAUGGUGGACAAAGCGGUUGCCAUACUGGCGAAUCUGUCAACUGUGCCAGAAGGGAGAGUGUCCAUCGCCGAGGAAGGAGGCAUCAUCGCGCUGGUCCAGGUGGUGGAGACGGGCUCCCCGCGAGGACAAGAGAAUGCCGCGGCUGCUCUGCUCCAUCUCUGCAUCAACAGUAGCAAGCACCGAGCAAUGGUGUUGCAGGAAGGCGCGGUGCCACCGUUGCAUGCGUUAUCUCUCGCGGGCACACCACGAGGCAAAGAUAAGAGGUCAGCUUGA
This is a messenger RNA of Selaginella moellendorffii, 1254 nucleotides long. RefSeq names its product U-box domain-containing protein 4. Gene Ontology annotation, molecular function: protein binding. The coding region runs from base 1 to 1254 and encodes 417 amino acids. Lineage: Eukaryota; Viridiplantae; Streptophyta; Lycopodiopsida; Selaginellales; Selaginellaceae. The record is from RefSeq and is a predicted model, not a curated record. The transcript is spliced from 4 exons. Gene Ontology annotation, cellular component: nucleus; cytoplasm.